CAGUUUUUUAUUGGUGUAACGGACUGGUCCCGGGUGACUUAUCGUUCGGGAUCUUGGAGAGGCAAUUAAGUUUGCAAUGUCGGCGCAAAUGCUCCACGCUCAGAGCGUGCAGGCCUGUCCCGAGAUGCCGGGCUGCGAGCGCAGGCCACGGUCUCGGGGAACGGUCCAUGCGGGGAAGGAGAAAGACACAGCGGUUCUCGGGAGCCGCCCGCGCGGUGGCCCGCAACCAGAGCGGGCCUAGGGGAAGACUCAACUUCUUUCUAACAAGUGCCCUCCUGCUGGGUUGCAGGGGUUGGGGACCCCGGCCCGCGAGUGGGGGACACUGGCCCGGGGAGCGGCCGGCCGAGGCCCUGGCCGCAGGCGGCGCGCGCUCCCCGCACGGCGGGCACACUCGCGCGCACUCUCCUGCUCAGACACCUGGAGCUCGUCCCAGGAGGGGGGCGGGGAGCAGAGCCAAAGUGAGCGUCUUAAAAUAGAGAGGCAGGCGGCGCAGCGUGAGACAGCGCCGGGCGGGAGGCGGCGAGCGGGCGCGGUGGGGCGCGAGGCGCGCAGGUCGGCUCCCGGGCGCGCGGGCGGGGCGGUGGGGGGGCGCGACGCCCCUCGGGCCGCGGGCCGCACCGGCCCUGCAGGAAGCACGCGCUGAUUGACAGCUGCGCUGUCCCAAAAGGGCUCGGCGAAGAUGAUGAUUCGCGGGUGGGUCUAGACGCGCCCGCUCUGCUCCGCGAGUCCCCGGAGCCCCGCCGCGUCCCCUGCUGCCGAGGAGCGGGGCUCGGGCCCCGGCCGGACGGGCGCUCGCCCCGGCUCACCAUGCACUGCCACGCCGAGCUGAGGCUGAGCUCGCCCGGCCAGCUCAAAGCAGCCAGGCGGCGCUACAAGACCUUCAUGAUCGACGAGAUACUCUCCAAGGAGACCUGCGACUACUUUGAGAAACUUUCCCUCUACUCCGUGUGCCCGUCGCUGGUCGUGCGGCCCAAGCCCCUGCAUUCCUGUUCGGGCUCCCCUUCCCUCCGGGCAUAUCCUCUCCUCUCCGUGAUCACCCGACAGCCCACGGUCAUCUCCCACCUGGUCCCUGCCACCUCGGGAAUCACCCAGGCGUUGGCCUGCCACCCGGUCACUGAGGCUGUCUCCUCUGAGGCCCCGGGCAGUGAGGCCUUGGCCAGCAGUGAGUCGGAGACGGAGCAGCCUACGCCACGGCAGAAGAAGCCACGCCGGAGCCGCACCAUCUUCACCGAGCUUCAGCUCAUGGGCCUGGAGAAGAAGUUCCAGAAGCAAAAGUACUUAUCCACCCCAGACAGGUUGGACUUGGCCCAGUCUCUGGGACUCACUCAGCUGCAGGUGAAGACUUGGUAUCAGAAUCGUAGGAUGAAAUGGAAGAAAAUGGUUCUUAAAGGUGGGCAGGAAGCACCCACAAAACCCAAAGGCCGUCCCAAGAAGAACUCCAUCCCCACAUCAGAGGAGAUUGAAGCGGAAGAGAAAAUGCACGGCCAGGUGCAGAGCCAGGAGCUCCCCGAGCCACAGCCCCGGGGCCAGGAGGAGCUCUGUCAAGCACCAGAGCCCACAGCAGGCGACUGCCCCUUGGACAUGACAGAACCACCAGGCCAGGCCCAGGAGUUACCGCUAGUCUCUUCUGAAACCCCUCCCCCAUUAAGCUAAAGUAAAACUCUUUUGGGGGGAAGAGGGAGACAGGGAAGAAGGGAAAAGGGAGACAGCAGGGAGUGUAGAGAGAAAAACUUCCACCGGCCUGAUAAUCUGGAGGGAGCAGAUCCACCUGCCUCCCUCCCACACGCGGUUCCGGGUGGCCUUUUCAUCACCAGCAUUUGAGGAAGGCAUGAUCCUUUCAGGCCUCCUCUUCCUGAAAGGCUGCCUUAAGCACAGAAGCCCUUGACUAAGAGAGACAGCACCUUGGAGCCGUCUGCCCAAGCUGGGGUGACGGCUGUAGGGGCCGGGUCUGUGCUCAAGCCCUGCCCUGGGGUGCAGUGGGGGGCACUUAGGUCUCUCCCUGCCACCUCGGGCAGCCGGUCAUCCACGCAGGGACGCGCAGGGGCGUGUGGGGAACGUGCCCCAGGCUCCUUGCUGACUUAGCACUUAUUUCUGUAGUUUAAAAAGAGAAUUUAAUGUUUUUGGUUGGUUUUUUGUGGGGGGGAGGGUAAGGGUAAGCCAAACAAAAAAUGGGGAAGAGAGUUCUGAGUUCAAGUCUGUGUGUUUGAAGACACGUGUGCCUUUGUAUCCAUUAUGAGAUGGUGAUGUGACCUAAGAACUGAUAAGCCUUGUUUUUCUUGCUUCAUUCAAUUUCCAUCUCUGAAGCUGCAAUGCAGAUAUGUUAAGAUAACUUUUAUUUUUUAAUUAAAGAUAAAUCUUUUAAAAGGA
Molecule: messenger RNA, 2367 nt
Organism: Nycticebus coucang (slow loris)
Lineage: Eukaryota; Metazoa; Chordata; Mammalia; Primates; Lorisidae
Gene: BARX2
Product: BARX homeobox 2
Exons: 4
Coding region: 808-1653 (281 amino acids)
Biological process (GO): regulation of transcription by RNA polymerase II
Cellular component (GO): nucleus
Molecular function (GO): DNA-binding transcription factor activity, RNA polymerase II-specific; RNA polymerase II transcription regulatory region sequence-specific DNA binding
Source: RefSeq, a predicted model, not a curated record